Molecule: messenger RNA, 946 nt
Organism: Panicum hallii
Lineage: Eukaryota; Viridiplantae; Streptophyta; Magnoliopsida; Poales; Poaceae
Product: RING-H2 finger protein ATL8-like
Exons: 1
Coding region: 115-651 (178 amino acids)
Source: RefSeq, a predicted model, not a curated record
ACCAAACCAACCCCUUCCAGCACACUUCUCACGCUGCCUGCCCAGAGCCUCCGCAUCAGCCAACGACAGCGGAGCUCAGCUCGCAACUCGCGCCGUCUCCGCUAGCGCAAAGCCAUGGCGAGACUACUCGUCGAAGCGCCGCCGUCCGGCUCGGGCGCGCCGGCGGACUCCCUCAACUCGGACAUGAUCCUCAUCCUCGCCGGCCUGCUCUGCGCGCUCGUCUGCGUCCUCGGCCUCGGCCUCGUCGCCCGGUGCGCGUGCUCGCGGCGCUGGGUCGCGGCGGUCCGGGCGCCGCCCCCCGCGAACAAGGGCGUCAAGAAGGAGGUGCUGCGCUCGCUGCCGACGGUCACGUACGUCCCCGACGGCAGCAAGGCGGCAGGGGAAGGGGCGGACGAGUGCGCCAUCUGCCUCGCCGAGUUCGAGGACGGCCAGGCCAUGCGCGUGCUGCCGCAGUGCGGCCACGCGUUCCACGCCGCCUGCGUCGACACGUGGCUGCGCGGGCACUCCUCCUGCCCGUCCUGCCGCCGCGUGCUGGCCGCCGAGCUGCCGGCCGGCGAGCGGUGCCGCCGCUGCGGCGCGCGCCCCGGCCUCGGCAUCAGCGCGCUCUGGAAGGCGCCCUGCAGCGCCGAGGGGACGACGUUCUUGGCCUAGUGCCGUGCGCACUCAGUACAGGAAUUGGACCCAGUGCGCAAGCAGCAAGCUCAUUGGUGAAUGGUGAACUUCUUUUUUUUAGCCUCGUAGGUUCCAUUCCUUUGUAGGUGUGAGUAGUGUGAUUAGCUGGGGCCUGGCAAUGGGGAGGACAAAGCAUCAAGAUGUGUGUACCUACCUGAUUGAUGGAUAAACAUUGUCCUUGUAAAUUAUUUGUACAUAUGUGCAAUGAUAUAAGGCUUGAAUCUAGUAGUCUCUGUUGGGAGUGUCUGAAUAAAAUGAUCAUAAGUUGGACUGA